This is a messenger RNA of Macrobrachium nipponense, 3955 nucleotides long. Its product is annotated as major facilitator superfamily domain-containing protein 6-like. Gene Ontology annotation, cellular component: membrane. The coding region runs from base 195 to 1616 and encodes 473 amino acids. NCBI's taxonomy places the organism in Eukaryota, Metazoa, Arthropoda, Malacostraca, Decapoda, Palaemonidae. The record is from RefSeq and is a predicted model, not a curated record. The transcript is spliced from 10 exons.
ACGAUCCACCAACGGCAAUUCAGUAGUAGUAUGAGCGGCCUGGCUCAAGGGAGGGUUUCCAGCAGCAAAAAGAGCCCAGUGCGGAGCAUUUUCACUUCACGAAGGCUGGAGCCAGAAUCUGUUUGCCCUUUCCGUAGUCCUGUUCAAUUCUCGCUUCUCUAAUCAGAAAUUCCCGGAGAAGGGACCAGAGAGCGAUGUCGCCCUUCGAUGGAAUCAGAGGUUUUCUGAACGACCUCUUCAACCGCCAGUUGCUCGUCUUGAAGUGCAUCUACUUCCUCUUAUUGGCAGCUGUUGUGAUUUUAUGGCCACAGUUCACCAUUCAUCAAAAAGCACUCGGACUAACGGAAUACCAGACGGGUAUCACCACGCUAGUCCUGUCUACUCUAACCAUAUGUUAUCCUUUCCUCAUUGGCAUUGCUGGGGAUAAAGUGGGAAACUACAGGGUCCCCAUGGCCAUUAUCUCCAUGGCAACGGGAGUCAUUGCCCUGAUUUUCACAUGGAUUCCAUCGCAAGUAGUUCAAAUAGCUGCUUCUAACGUCAGCGAUGCAGCGUCAGCAAACCCUUCCUCCGAAACCAGCAGCAUUAUUCCAUCUGCAAACAGAACGGCGGGAGAAGUCGAUGACAGUCGUCAAGCGAUGACCUUCUGGGUAUAUGUCGUCGUCCGAGCUUCCUAUGGAGUAUGCAACGGAGCCACGCUUACUUUAUUUGACGCAGCCGUCAUGGCCAAUGUGCAGAAGUCAGGCAUCAGCUAUGGCUAUCAAAGAGCGUGGGGGACUGUAGGUGCCAUCAUCAGCUCUUACCUCAGUGGUGUCAUUGUAGAAAAGACUGGUGGUUUCAAUGAAAUUUUCUACGCGUCAGCUGGCCUGCAGAUGGCUGCAGGAAUCUUAUUGCUGGGCGUCAGGAUUGACUACAAGGUCCCUGCUACUUCGCUGACUAAAGACCUUUUGCGGCAUUGUUUCAAAGCAGAGGUCCUGCUCUUCUUUGGGGCUAUAACAGCAGCAGGUAUGUUCAUUGGCUACAUCGAGACUUUCAUGUACCGGUACCUGUCAGGUUUAGGGGCCACACCUGUCCUCAUUGGCCUCACAGUGACUAUAGGGGCUCCCUUUGAAUUUAUUUUGACCCUCAUCACUUCCUUCUUUGCCAAGUUGGUCGGACAUCCGCCUCUUAUUAUGUUUGGUCUGCUUGCGUAUGCAGUACGAUUCUUGGGACUUAGUUUCCUUCAAGACCCUUGGUGGGUUCUACCGCUUGAGAUCCUCGAGUCCAUAGCAAAUGGCCUCCUCUUCACUGCAGCCAUCUUGUACUGCACUGUUCUCUUCCCUACAGAGACCAUCGCUUCGUUCAGAGGAAUGUUAGGAAUACUAUACUUGGGCACAGGACGUCUGUUGGGUGUUACUGUAGGAAGUGAGAUACGGGAACGACUUGGGCACAUAAUUACAUUCCGGAUAUGGGCAUGUAUAGCCUUUGCAUGUGCCACUGUUUACUUCCUGGCCUUCGGUAAAAUAAAGAAAUGCAGGUCGAGACACUUCUCUGUAAAAGAUACACAAGGACGCGAGCAAACUGAAAGUAGUAAAGAACAAUCAGGAAUUGAUAAUGAAGCAUGGGAUGGAUGUAUAUAGCUAAGGAUAUUUUUAUGGAAGUGGCCAUCUAGUGUCAGCCAGCCAAAGAUGAGCUGACAGAACUGCGAAGGUCACCAUCACACCUUGCUUUGUAGCCUCAGCUUUUGAACAACCUCAACUGUCAACACUGUCAUGACCCUGAUCCAUAUUGGAACUGAACAUUGAUAACAAAGAACCAUGAGCAACACAGGAUGUUGGCAACCUUAUGGCCACCUGAUUAAGAAUAUAUUUGCACCCUGUUGUAUUUCCUUUAACUAAACUACUAAUCAUCAGGGAAUCCAGCAAAGUUUUCUUGCCUGAGUCACUACGGGCAUUUGUGUACUUGUGACUGCACCCCACAUAAAAAUUAGUAUAGUUCCCAGCACCUUCAGCAAACAAACUCCCUUCUAGACAUAUAGUGUUUGUCUAUACAUUCAGGCUGGUCCCAGGGCCUAUACAAUUCACUUAGUUACUUCUUCUCAUACUAAGAAAGCAGUUUACACCUCUGGUCAUUUAUCAUUACAUUUUCUGGCUCUGUAUCGUGAUCACUUACUGCUGCAUUGGGAAGUUGAAACCAACAUUCCUUGCAAACUUGAAUUUCAAGUCAAUGGCCCCUGUGUGCUUGUUCCAUGUGAAUAGGUUCAUCCACUGAAAUAGUAUAGUAAUAAUAUCAGUAUGCAGCCACACAGGUCAUUUGAAAUAUCCAGAUAACAUCGAUUAUCAGUCUGUUUAUAGGUACUGGUUUCUCUCAGCUCCUGAUUCAAGCACAGCAGAGAAUGGAAGUAACUACACCCUUGUAUACAGGGCAAGAGGUGUAGCAUUUGGACCACUCCAUUCUUAGAGAGAUGACUGAGGCCAACUCAUGAGUCUGCUGCUAAGUCACAGGAGGGAGGAAGAUAUAAACCUUCUCUGGAUGCUUUACAUGGUCAUUAUUCACUUGACAGGAGAGUGUUAGGCCUGGUAGAGCAACAUAUUGUGAAUGAAGGGACUCUGCUUACGUCAUUAAUACAGAUAUUCAUAAGGAAGGAAUGACAUUCAGCUGGACGAGGCAAUAUUCCAGCACAGGACCUGGCAUCCUCAAUCAGGCUGUGUUUAGACAUAGUCUACUAUACAUCUUUGUUUUUCAUUCAUUUUUGUAGAUUGCUCCCAUCAAGACCCCACCUUGUUACCCACUGCAGGCCCGCAUUACCAGGAGAUAUAAAGGAGGCUGUAAUGGGUUAACAAAGCCUUUCCAGUGAAAUUAAUAUGAAACAGUACAAGAAAAACCAUAUUCACCAGGUCUAGAAGGGAUGCAUAGAUUGGAAAAAACGGGACAUGCAUUACAUCUCAAAUGUUUCUGUUAAAGCAGUUAAUGGACUGAAAUGAUUUCAUUAAGAAUACAUGAUACACCCUUUUCUUGUUUGUCUGUAAGUGUAUUCAAGAGGUAUUCAUGUCAGCCAGAUUGCCUAUAGAAUCACCGUUUUGAGUAUUCGACGCAGGGCCUAAGCAUCACCCUUUCAGGCCCCAGCCUGCUUAAAAACUGGAUCCCUCCUGCAAUGUUCCUCCACCCCUUGGGGGCCUUGCUCCAUUGCCUCCUUCCCAGGCCUCACACCAUUCAAAAGUGUCCAACUAUACAGGCUUAAAUUGAAAAUUAGGAGUAUAUCAAACGCCAUUAGUUUGUGUAAAUUUAUUGCAAGAGUAAGUGGAAGUACCAGAAAUAUAGUUGGUCAUCAGUUAUUAAAAAUGAAAAAUAAAUAAGUAAGAUAAUAAUAUGAAUAGUAUUGUUAGUGGAUCAAGGGCCCCUAGAGCAUUCGUCAUCCUUUGAUUUUUUUUUUUUUUUUCUCUGAGAAGAAAAGUUAAAAUAAAUAAGCUGCUGUCACAGCCACCCCCACCAAGACUGCCGGCCCCCAGGAAAGUAGUACUACCCUUUCCUGCUCCCCCCCAGAGCUUGGGCCCUGAUUAGAGGGACCUUCUUUUAAUCAAUAUAGAGGACGAGGCAUGCAGAGAGGCAAUAAACGUCUUUUUCGAGCCACACUGAAGAGGUAAGACUAGUCAAUUCGUGUCGUCACUUACUUCCCCAGCCAAGUAGUAACACGGCAUCAGCCAAGAGGCCGUCGUGUUCACAUCUAAUCCAUUUGUAUUUUCGCCAUCCGUGGUUUGGCGAAGUCAGAGUUCAAUUAUAAACUUGUUUAAUUAUUCAGAUGUAACGUAAGUAUGAAAUUGUGUGUGUUUUUUUUUCUGAUGCUGUGAGUUUUUCUUCAAUUUGUAUUGUGUAUUUGGUCGCUGACUUCCCGAUCCUUAAACUCAGCAGUUCUCCAUUGUUGUAAUGUGCCAUGUAAAUUUAUAAAGUUUAUUUUUCUUAAUAAAAUUGAAAAUAAACC